AUGAGUCGAAAAGCAAAUUUAGAAUCGGAUUCUAAGUACAGAGCAUAUUCUGCUGCAAUAGAUAAAUGUCUAAAAUCGUUUGAAUAUUCAAAUGAAUGGGCUGAUCUUAUUUCCUCUCUCGUCAGGCUAAUGAAGUUAAUUCAACAAUAUGAUCGCUAUGAUGUAAUCCCCAAAAAGCGCUUACUGGGCAAGCGUUUGGCUCAGUGCCUUCAUCCUGCACUACCUCCCGGCGUCCAUUGCAAAACUCUGGAAUGCUUUGAGCUCAUCUUUCCAAUAAUGGGUUCUGAUAAUUUGGCCGCUGAUAUUGGAAUUUUUGGGCCAUGCAUUUUUGGACUUCUUGGACCUUCGGCAAUGACUGUCAAACCUCUUCUCUUUAAUUUAUUUGAAACUUAUUUUCUGCCUCUCGGUGAUAAACUCCAUACCUCAUUUUUGGGUCUUUUACAGGGUCUUUUACCAGGUCUAGAAGAAGGGUCUGAAUUUUUCGAUCGCGGAAAUAUUGUUAUUGAAAAGUUUUGCAAAGUUGUUGGUCCGGAAUUCUUCUAUAGUUCUCUUUGGCAGGUCCUUAUUCAAGCACCAUCAGUGCGACAUUUUGGUACUGCUUAUAUCCUCAAUCACUUCAACAAAAGACGGCACCUUUCAACUCAGGCUUAUGUAUUUGGAAAUUCUACAUCUAUUCUAAUCCUACCUCACUUAUGCUAUGUGAUUUCAUCUUUACUUUGUCACUAUUUGAGCAGUGCUUAA
Messenger RNA from Rodentolepis nana, 741 nucleotides. Lineage: Eukaryota; Metazoa; Platyhelminthes; Cestoda; Cyclophyllidea; Hymenolepididae. The record is from the annotation of a GenBank genome assembly.